Molecule: messenger RNA, 1914 nt
Organism: Jaculus jaculus (lesser Egyptian jerboa)
Lineage: Eukaryota; Metazoa; Chordata; Mammalia; Rodentia; Dipodidae
Product: zinc finger protein OZF-like
Exons: 4
Coding region: 149-1657 (502 amino acids)
Biological process (GO): regulation of DNA-templated transcription
Source: RefSeq, a predicted model, not a curated record
AAGCAGCCCUCGGUCCUCCAUCUUGGGAGCUGUUAGCGCUUUGCGUUUCUUCUCUGGAGUGUGGGGAGAGUGUUCUCCAUCCCCUCUGACCCUGUGCCAUGGUGGUGGGCGACACCCGAGAGAGGACGCUGGUGUCCAGGAAGCCGGAAUGGAGCUGGUGUCAUUUGAAGAUGUAGCAGUGGAUUUCACAAAGCAAGAGUGGCAGCUUCUGGAUGCUGCUCAGAGGACCCUCUACAAGGAUGUGAUGCUGGAGAACUACAGCAGCCUGGUGUCCUUGGGGCAUUGUAUGACCAAACCAGAGUUAAUCUUCAAAUUGGAGCAUGGAUUUGCAUCAUGGAGUGUGGCUCAAGCCCCAGUUCUGAGCCUUCCUGAACAGAAUUUUCAAAAGCAAAUCCACGAGACAAGUCAUUAUGAAUGUAAACAAAGCCUGGAAACAUUCAAUAGGAAAUCACCCCUCACAAAAAAUCUGAGAAUUUACCCAGUUGAAAUUCCACACAUAUAUAAAGAAUGCACUAUGGUUUUAAUCAGCACAUCACAAUUCACUCUGCAUCUGCUCCCUCAUAAAGAUGAGAAGCUAUAUGUAUGUACAGAUAGCAGGUAUGCUUCAUCAUGUAAUCAAGACCCCACUGGCCAUCAGACAAGUCAUACAGGUGAAAGGCUAUAUAAAUGCGAAGAAUGUGGUAAAACUUUUUCCUCUAAAUCCAGCCUCCCUCGGCAUAGAAGAACUCAUACUGGUUUGAAACCUUACAAAUGUGAUGAAUGUGGAAAAGCUUUUGGCGAGAAGUCACAUCUCAGUAUGCAUCUUAAAAUUCAUACAGGUGAGAAGCCAUAUGAAUGUAGUGAAUGUGGAAAAACUUUCUCCCGUAAGUCACACCUCACAGGCCAUCAGAGAAUUCACAUUUGUAAGAAGACUUAUGGAUGUGAUGAAUGUGGAAAAACUUUCUGCCAGAAGUCACACCUCACUCUCCAUCAGAAAAUUCAUACAGGUGAGAAGCCAUAUGAAUGUAAUGAAUGUGGAAAACCUUUCCUACAGAAGUUCCUUCUCACUAUGCAUCAGAAAACUCAUACAGGUGAGGAGCCUUAUGAAUGUAAAGAAUGUGGGAAAACAUUCACCCGGAAAUUCUUACUCACUGUACACCAGCGAACUCACACACGUGAGCAGCCCUUUAAAUGUAAUGAAUGUGGCAAAAGUUUCUCCACAAAGUCAAUUCUGACUGCACAUCAGAGAAUUCAUACUGGUGAGAAACCAUAUAUAUGUAAUGAAUGUGGGAAAGCAUUCAGGGAGAAGUCACAACUCACAGUUCAUCAAAAAACUCAUACAGGUGUGAAGGAAUAUGAAUGUAAUGAAUGUGGAAAAACUUUUCUUAUCAAAACAUACCUCAUUUUGCAUCAAAGAACUCAUACUGGUGAGAAACCUUAUGAAUGUAACCAAUGUGGGAAAACGUUCAGCCAGAAGUCAAGUCUAAAUGUGCAUUUCAAAAUUCAUCAGAGAACUAAUACCUGUGAGAAGCCUUAUAAAUGUAUUGAGUGUGGGAAAACGUUCAUUUAUAAGUCACAUCUCACUGUACAUCAGAAGAUUCAUACAGAUAGGAAGGCAUGUGAAUAUAAUCAAUCUGGCAAAGGUUUCUGUUCCAAGUCAGAUUUCAAUGUGCAUUAGAGAUCUGAUACGAGGGAGAAACCAUAUAUAUGUAAUGAAUAAGGGAAAUCUUUAUUUGCCAUGUCAAAAUUCAGUCAUGGGAGAAGGAAGGUGCUUGCUAUAAAAAGCCUGACAAACUGGGUUUGUUUCCCUAGUACCCAUGUUAAGCCAAAUGAACAAACUAGCGUGUGCAUCUGCAUUUUGCUUCCAGUACAACAAGGCCCUGGUGUGUUUAUUCUUUUCUUCUUGCAAAUAAACAAACAUGUUUUUAAAUACGA